This is a messenger RNA of Symbiodinium necroappetens, 1239 nucleotides long. The record is from the annotation of a GenBank genome assembly. NCBI's taxonomy places the organism in Eukaryota, Dinophyceae, Suessiales, Symbiodiniaceae.
AUGUGUGCAAGAUGGCGCAGCUCGAGUGCGUGCUGCCGGCUUGUGCCCAAGCUAUGGCCCAAGUACAACCUCGACACAGGUGAGCAACGGCUUGCUGUUCUUUGCACUGUCGUCUACCUGCUUGUUGCGGCACUCUGGGGCUGGGAUCAGUAUCGGCUCGUCCAGUAUUCCACGGAGCAUCCAACUUUCAGCUAUAAUGAGGGAUCUUUCGCCGACGAGGUGAUGCCACAGUUCAACAUUACAAUCAUUCCUCUCACUAACUUCAACAGACAAAAGUACAACUGCCACAUGGGCAGAUCCCAGUUCCAAAUCUACUUCGUUGGCGGCAAUCGAAGUGUUUACAUUGAUACAGACCAACUCCCUAUAGAUCAUUUGAAGUGGCACGAUUUUGGAGGGGACUCCGUUCAUACAGGGCUCUAUUAUACCGUCCUGCCUCUACCAUUCCGCUUCGCCUUCCGGAGACGGUCUGCGGGGGCUGUGGAAAGCUACCAAAUAUUGAAUGAUUGGUGGCUGCAAGGCCAAAAGUGCUUUGAUGGCUCCUUCCAGCCGACAGAGUGCCCCCGAGAGUCCUCGCGGGUGGACUUCUACUACACCUUUCAUCAGAAUGUCGAGAACGACACUGCGCAUUGCAUGCCGGACAUCCGCGAUCUCUUCUUGACCUCAGCUGACGCAAGAGAGGUGCUUGAGAAGGCCACUGCGUCGAUGACCUUUGAUUUGGUCGCCUCUCCAGGGAGCAUCGUGCCGAUUCUUGCAAGGUCCUUCAGGGGUGGGAUGUUCAUCCCAGCAAAUCCUACACCUGACAGGGGGUGCCGCACCGUUCUGCCAGUGUCAAGUGUCGAGACCAACAGGUUGGGUAAAAUAACACGUGGAACGGACUUCGAAGAGUCGAUGCAAGCAACAGUUCAAGGGGUGUCAUUUGAACCAGUAGAAGGCUUCUGUGGCAUGACAAUGAUCCCUCUGACAAAGAAGACGGCCACCUACUACGCACAGUACGGCCCACUGGACGCACUGACCCAUUGGUUCACGGUCAUGCACGCAUGCUUAGCAGUCGUCUUCUGCCUCUUCAAGUCUUCGCCAAUAGUUCCCUAUUAUUACAGACAAGGGCGCUGGGCCGACGCCUACCGAAAGUUACUUGACGGUGCUGCGCAGCGUGAUCUCGAGCUCCAGGGCAUAGAAGAUCCUGGCCACAUGUCUGCUCCCGGGCUCUUCAUGUCAGAGACAUCGGAGACCCCACCCUGA